Molecule: messenger RNA, 498 nt
Organism: Ramularia collo-cygni
Lineage: Eukaryota; Fungi; Ascomycota; Dothideomycetes; Mycosphaerellales; Mycosphaerellaceae
Product: related to non-classical export protein Nce102
Exons: 3
Coding region: 1-498 (165 amino acids)
Biological process (GO): protein localization to plasma membrane; eisosome assembly
Cellular component (GO): eisosome; plasma membrane
Source: RefSeq, a predicted model, not a curated record
AUGAAGGUCGCAAACGUCGCGCUGCGCGCUCUGCAGCUCCUCAUCACAAUCAUUAUCAUGUCUCUUGUCGGAAACAUGAUCGCCAUGGGCGCCUCUCCAGCCGUCGUCAACUACGUUAUGUUCUGCGCUGUUAUCGCCCUGCUCGCACUCCUCUACCUUCUACCCGCUGCCGUCACCGAUGGAUUGAACUUCCACGCCGCUCUGCCAACUGCUCUCGAUGGCGCAAUCGUUCUCUUCUGGUUCUGUGCUGCCGUCGCACUCGCCGCUGAGCUCGGUGUCCACAGCUGCAGCAACCGCGACUACGUCACCAGCAACAAGGUCAUGCGCGGUGCCAGCCAGGAGUCAUCCGCUUGCCGUGAGGCUCAGGCAGCAACCGCUUUCCUUUGGUUCGGAUGGGUCACAUUCGUCGGAACUCUCGCCAUGAGCGCCAUGGGCUUUAAGUCUGGCGGUGGUGCCUCCGGUGGCAUCCGACGUGGACCUGCAAUGGCUCAGGUUUAG